UUGUUUACAUUGGAAGGAAAAGUAUGAAUCCCUUUAUUGAAUUUAGACUUUAAAAUAAUUAACUGAGCUGCCCUCCAUUUUUUCUUUAUAUCAAAAAGUUAUGUAGAAACAACUACAACAUUAUUGGUUCUUAAUUAAGGCUCUGAAUAAACACAUUACAGAGAGAGAGAGGAUGAGUGGAGCAGGAAAAGUGGUGUGUGUUACAGGAGCUUCAGGUUACAUAGCUUCAUGGCUAGUGAAGGUCUUACUACAAAGUGGAUAUAUUGUCAAAGCCACUGUCAGUAAUCUAAGUGAUUCAAAGAAAACAGACCACUUACUUGCACUAGAUGGAGCUAAAGAAAGACUUCAUUUAUUUGAAGCAAAUUUAAUGGACCAAGGCUCUUUUGAUUCUGCUGUCAAUGGAUGUGAUGGUGUUUUUCACACAGCCUCUCCUUCAUUUCUCUCAGCUCCACACCCUCAUGCAGAAAUAAUAGAGCCAGCAGUGAAGGGAACACUGAAUGUUCUGAGGUCAUGUGCUAAAGUUCCUUCUGUAAAGAGAGUGGUUAUAACAUCUUCCAUGGCUUCAGUUGUAUUCAAUGGAACACAAUGCACCCCUGAUGUGGUUGUUGACGAGACAUGGUUUUCUGAUCCUGCUGUUUGCGAGAAUAUGAAGCUUUAUUAUCCACUUUCGAAAACUCUAGCUGAGGAGGCUGCUUGGAAAUUCGCAAAAGAAAACAUGAUCGAUUUGGUCACUAUUCAUCCAGCAGUAGUACUUGGUCCUCUCUUGCCACCAGUUAUUAAUGGUAGUGUGGAGCUGGUUAUUCAACUUUUAAAGGGGAAUCAAAUGUUUCCAAAUGAAGUUUUUGGAUAUGUUGAUGUCAGAGAUGUUGCAAAUGCACACAUUCAAGCAAUGGAAGUUGCUUCAGCUAGUGGAAGAUAUUGUCUAGUUGGAUGUGUUGCACACAUGUGUGAUCUUUUAAAGAUUUUAAAAGACCUCUACCCUUCUCUGAAUAUUCCUGAAAAGUGUGAAGAUGAGCAGCUGCAACUGCCAAAGUAUCAAGUAUCAGAUUUGAAAGCAAAGAGUCUGGGAAUCAAUUUCGUCCCGUUGGAAGUGAGCUUGAGAGACACUGUAGAAAGCUUGAAGGAAAAAGGCUUUAUAAAUAUCUAAUGUAUGUCAUUGACAAGGACCACCAUAUAUUUGUAUAGCUUCAUGCUAUUUUUUUCUUAAUUUUAAAAGGAAUGAAAACAAAAGAAGACAGCUAUACUUAA
Humulus lupulus (European hop) is the source of this 1248-nucleotide messenger RNA. RefSeq names its product phenylacetaldehyde reductase-like. The transcript is spliced from 6 exons. The record is from RefSeq and is a predicted model, not a curated record. Gene Ontology annotation, molecular function: oxidoreductase activity, acting on the CH-OH group of donors, NAD or NADP as acceptor. NCBI's taxonomy places the organism in Eukaryota, Viridiplantae, Streptophyta, Magnoliopsida, Rosales, Cannabaceae. The coding region runs from base 173 to 1147 and encodes 324 amino acids.